CGGGCGGGAGAUGGAAGUUGCAGCAAAUAAGAGAGCCGCGAAAGCCGCAUCCACCUUAGCGAGAAACUCUUCCAACGUCAAAACUUUCGAAAGACAACCAGCGACCGCUCCUGGACAUCUACAUCACGGCCUGCAGCUUUGCACAUCCACGACCAGCUCGCUCGAUCGGACGCCUCGCCGCCCCUUAGCCAAGCGACCCUGGUCUUCACUAGUGCCCAACUAUCUGAAAUCGAAAAGCCACCCACGCUCGCCGUCUAUCUCUACUUUUGUCGUCAGCCCUACUAACUAUCAUCGAACACGCGACGACCCCAACUUGGCUGCGGACAUUAGCUACGACUCUUCACGCUCUCGACCGCAUAUGCUCCAGCUCUAGUAUCGCCGAGAAGCCCAUCGAAGAGCUGCGCCCCCUCACGAACCCCGUGUCACGGUUGAGAUUGACAGGCAUAUCGUACCGUACCCCUCCGAGGCCACUGAGAAGUCGGGCUGCGCCACCAUUCAACCCGCCAAACAAGCAGCAAGCAUGGAAGGGAAACUGGUGCAAGCGGUCACGGAGAAGAAGCCCGUCCCUGAGAUUGACUUCACUCUCCAUACUAUGGAAGAUGGCACGCAGGUAUCCACACAGGAGCGUGUCUGCAAGGAGGUGCAAGCCCCGGCUUUCAACACACCUACGAACGAACAAUUUUGGUCCAGCGAAGAUCCCACCAAGCCAGACCUGAAGUUCCUCAAGCAGCACUUCUUCCGUGAAGGUCGUCUCACGGAGGAGCAGGCACUAUGGAUCAUCAAUACUGGAGCGUCAAUCCUCAGGUCAGAGCCGAACUUGCUCGAGAUGGAUGCUCCCAUUACAGUGUGUGGUGAUGUUCACGGACAAUACUAUGACUUGAUGAAGCUGUUUGAGGUGGGAGGAGACCCUGCGGAGACACGAUAUCUCUUCCUUGGAGACUAUGUUGACCGAGGCUAUUUCAGUAUUGAGUGUGUUCUGUACCUAUGGACUCUAAAGAUUUGGUACCCCAACAGUCUUUGGUUGCUACGUGGAAACCACGAAUGUCGCCAUCUCACAGAUUACUUUACCUUCAAGCUGGAGUGCAAACACAAGUACUCCGAGAGAGUUUACGAUGCCUGCACCGAUUCAUUCUGCGCCUUGCCUCUGGCUGCAAUAAUGAACAAACAGUUCCUCUGUAUCCACGGCGGCUUGAGCCCUGAGCUACAUACCUUGGAGGAUUUGAAAACAAUUGACCGUUUCCGGGAGCCACCAACCUAUGGGCUGAUGUGCGACAUUCUUUGGGCCGACCCUCUGGAAGACUUUGGUCAAGAAAAAACGGGUGAACAUUUCAUCCACAACAAUGUCCGAGGAUGUUCAUAUUUCUUCUCCUAUCAUGCUGCUUGCGCAUUUCUAGAGAAAAACAACCUUCUAUCCAUCAUUCGAGCCCACGAGGCUCAAGAUGCCGGAUACAGAAUGUACCGCAAAACCCGAACGACCGGAUUCCCAAGUGUUAUGACCAUCUUUAGUGCGCCCAAUUACCUUGAUGUCUACAACAAUAAGGCUGCGGUCCUCAAGUAUGAAAACAACGUCAUGAAUAUCCGCCAGUUUAACUGCUCGCCACAUCCUUACUGGCUCCCCAACUUCAUGGACGUCUUUACCUGGUCACUACCGUUCGUUGGAGAGAAAAUCACGGAUAUGCUCAUUGCCAUUCUCAACACUUGCUCUAAGGAAGAACUUGAGGAAGAGACUCCCUUGUCAGCAUCUGAAGCUCCACCCUCGCCAACUCUUCCAUCAACCGACCCCGAAAGUACCGAGUUCAAACGACGUGCUAUCAAAAACAAGAUCCUUGCUAUCGGUCGUCUAUCCCGUGUAUUCCAGGUUCUCCGAGAAGAGUCCGAGCGGGUUACUGAGCUUAAAACUGCUACUGGCGGACGUUUGCCAGCAGGAACGCUUAUGCUUGGCGCUGAAGGUAUUAAACAAGCUAUUCACAACUUUGAGGACGCUCGAAAGGUCGAUUUGCAGAACGAACGACUACCACCAACCCAUGAAGAAGUUACUAAGCGUGUUGAAGAGGAUCGACGACAAGCGCUGGAACGUGCUGCCCAAGAGGCAGCUAACGACACGCAUCUGACAAACGUCGCCCGAAGAAUUAGCAUGUAAGUUGCGCCGCUUUGUUUUCUUUCAACACUUGUCCGUCCAGGCUAAUAUCUUUUACCUAGGUCAUCUGGAUCUGGUCGACCCCGAAAGCGAGAACCGUCAUCUUGAUGUCCUAUCUUUAUCUCAUCCACCCAUCCCUUGACAUUCAUCCCAUCAUUAUGACUCCCAGGCUUAACGUACCCCCUGCCCAGAACUCGACAAAUCUGAACCUUUUUGCUCUUUUUUACUGUUUUUUUGAAUUGAUUGAAUGACUCCCCGGUGAUGAUACCAAGACCUUAAUUCCACUAGGAGAAAUGCAAAAGCUGCAUAUCCUGUAUGAAUCUUGAAUAAGCUUUUCACGAACAAAAAGGAAUUGAUAAAUUCCGUUUCCCUUAACCGGCCUGGCCUCCUGGCGUCUGCCGUCAAUCGCUUUCCUGACCCCUGACGUAUUGUACUAGGGAGGAAAUGGGAAUAAAAAGGAAGAGAAAAAAUAUCAAUAAUAAUAUUUGCUUACAACGAGGAAUAAACGGCUGGUUUGAUUUGAAGUUUCUUUGCACUGAUAGCUACAAGGCUUAGCAGUACUGGAAUCAGGCGGCUCAUUCUUUUCGCAAAUAAGUUGUCAGUGAAAGCAGUAUAGUAAGAUUUAGGGCACCAUCCAUCAUGGAUGUAAACUAUCGAUCACCAUUGUAUGAUAGUUAUUCCACCUAUAGCUACAAUUUACACCCUUUUUGUAAUUUAUACCUGAGUGUUUAGGAUGGUAUUUGCUAUACAGUGUAUUAACCCAAUGUAUCACAGAAUUGCCGCCACGAAGCUUAGUUAUGGUGCAUAGAUUGCUUAGUCAUCCAAUACAUUACCGUCCCUGUAUCGAACAAACACAAGCUUGUUUGCUGCAUCGACAACUUUGCGAAGAAGAUAACGAGAGACAUAACUGACAACCCGCAGCUCACCUGCGCACCAACCCCAAUGCCUGGGAAAUAUCAUGUCUCCCUCAUCCAGAGGACGCCGCUCCUAGCCAGUUGGCUAUUCUUUUGCCCCUCGUGCUCGCAGAUACGCCAGUUCUCCUCCAGUGGGCCAGCUCCCACGCCCA
This is a messenger RNA of Trichophyton rubrum CBS 118892, 3203 nucleotides long. RefSeq names its product serine/threonine-protein phosphatase 2B catalytic subunit. Gene Ontology annotation, cellular component: calcineurin complex; cytoplasm. The record is from RefSeq and is a predicted model, not a curated record. NCBI's taxonomy places the organism in Eukaryota, Fungi, Ascomycota, Eurotiomycetes, Onygenales, Arthrodermataceae. The transcript is spliced from 4 exons. The coding region runs from base 521 to 2140 and encodes 539 amino acids. Gene Ontology annotation, biological process: calcineurin-mediated signaling; fungal-type cell wall organization. Gene Ontology annotation, molecular function: calmodulin binding; calmodulin-dependent protein phosphatase activity.